Messenger RNA from Effrenium voratum, 1407 nucleotides. The record is from the annotation of a GenBank genome assembly. NCBI's taxonomy places the organism in Eukaryota, Dinophyceae, Suessiales, Symbiodiniaceae.
AUGUGGCGCAUCCUGCUUCCUGCUCUGCUUGCGGCAGCCUAUGCCUCGCCAGAGGCUUUGGUGGCGGACGACGAAGCGAAUGCAUUGGGCCUCUUGCAGCACAAGGGCGAGAAGACGGCCACGGAGAUGAUGAGUGCGGAGCUGGCCGUGAACAUGUCCCAGCCAGGACUCGCUUUUCUGGAGGACGGCGAGGCUCGCUUCAGGUGCGGCGUCAUCUACUGCGCGGACGCUCACGGGAACUUCUGCUGCCGCCAGAGCCUGGGUGCUGUGUGCUGCGGACCAGGCGCCCGCUGCAAGAGCGGCGGCGGCCUGGCCAUGCUGAACAACUCCGACUUUGCCGAGAAGAUUGUGGAGUGGGGACAGGUGGGCGAGAAAUCGACCUACGCCUCUCUGAGCUUUGCAAAGGGCCCGGGCUUGGGAGUGCUCAAGGUCAACAACAAAUCCUUCCUGUGGGUGUUUGCGUGUGACCGGGAGGGCCAGCGCCGCACGGAAGGAGGCGACCAAGUGGUGGCCACACUCUCGCAUCCCGAGGAGUUCCAGGAUGUGGAGGUGGAGGAUUUGCAGGACGGAAGGUACAAAGUGACCUUCCUGCCGCUCACGCCUGGAAGCUACAGCUUGCAAGUCUCCAUCGGCCCUGAGGGUGCCAGCGAGGAUCUGAACGGAUGCCCCUUCCAGCUGGAGGUGCGGCCUCCGACGGUGUACCACACCAUUGGCGUGGAGGCGGACGCAGAGGGCAAAUCUCAGCUAGGCAGCCCCGGGGAGCCCCAUGUGCCGGACCGGAUGGGGUGUGUGCAUCACCCGAGCGGAGUUGCGUUCGACCACACUGGCAGAUAUCUCUUCAUCGUGGACCAGAGCAAUCACCGGGUGCAAGUCUUUGACUCCCAGACGCAGGAGGUCUUAGGGGCUUACGGCUCAAAGGGCCUCGGGCUCACGAACUUCGAUACGCCAUGUGGUAUCGUGGCGGAUCGGGAGAACAAGGUGAUAGUCUCCGACCUGCUGAACCACCGGCUGCAGAUCUUGGAGUUCCACCCCAGGAGCCAGGAACUCGUGUUUCUCCGGACGGUGGGCCACGAAGGAAGUGGCCUGGGGCAAUUCUCCUUCCCCAAGGGCCUCGGGCUGACCGAAAACGGCUGCCUCUUGGUGUGCGACUCUGCCAACCACCGCGUGCAGGUGCUGGACAUGGAGGGCUUCAAGCCGAUCCGGGAGUUUGGCUCUUUCGGGUCUGGAGAUGGGCAGUUCGAUUCACCUUUGGCCGCCACCAUCUCAUGCACCGGGGACAUCCUGAUUUCGGAUGGGAACAACCGCGUCCAGGUCUUUGAUGCCAAGGGCACCUUCUUGCGGUCCUUCGGCGUGCGCGGGAAGAAGGACGGCUUCUUCCACUACCCUGUGGGCAUUGCGGUGAAUGAC